Molecule: messenger RNA, 2408 nt
Organism: Bursaphelenchus okinawaensis
Lineage: Eukaryota; Metazoa; Nematoda; Chromadorea; Rhabditida; Aphelenchoididae
Source: the annotation of a GenBank genome assembly
AUGCGGCCUACGUUAACAUCAGAAGGCGCGGAAUGGAUGUUGCGAUGGAGUGCGCAAGAGUUCGAGGUCCCAAAAGCUAGAAUAUGCGUAAGUUUUUUGAUGUUGCUUGGUUUUAGGUACAAUUUUAAUGGGUUUGACAGUAUAGAAAGGUUUUCCGAUAUUAUUCAUGACGAAUGCAGGUGGUAGAAGGUUUUGUAUGAUUUAGAUUUAUUUGAGGGAGGUAUGCCUAGUUUUUUGGUUGAUACAUGUUGGCUAAAGAUUUGUAAACGUUUGGCUUUGCUUUUUGAGCUUUGAAAUAUAUAUAAAAUAGACAUUUAGAGAUUUUCUUGGACCACUCACCUGGUGUUCAUGGAUAACAUCGAAAAUUGUUUGCAAAUUUUCGAACUUCGCUUUGAUCACUGAAGUUUUCAUAAAAUAAUGUUUUAGCUAGUCUCUACAAAGUUUCUGAAAGAAAUGCCAUUGUCUGGAAAGUUUCAUCUCUUUGUAGCAUCGAUUGCAGUAUCGACCGAGUUUUCCUAUUGUCAUUACGUGCCGGAGACCGCGACGGUUGUGGAACAGUUGCUCCGGGUUUUAAACCCAACCAAGUUGAAUGUCUGGCUAGCUGCUCAAAGCAGUUUAGCAAUUGUCCGACAAGCGGUGGCUUUGGUUCGAAGUAAGUUUUUAAACUUUUUGUAUUUUUUUGGUUUUAGGGCCGAAAAGCUUAUUCUUAUUGCAAAAGCUCUGUUGCAAAGCUGAUUGAUAACAAAUUACGUUUAAUUCCAGAGUUGAGGAAAGUAGAACACAUCAGUUUGGCUUUCUAUUUUCCUGCUGGUUCACGUUUACCAUUUCAAUAUUUUUUGGAGAAUUUGUACCCAUUGGUGCGAUCCGUUAAAACAAGUUGGGCUCUCUACAAGCGAUUUCCUGAUGAAUUGGUGUUGGAUGAGCUUGUUGUACAUAAUUCAGAGUUUUUGCUAAAUGGGUCGAAGGACACACAGAGUAAGUUGUAGGGUUUUAAGAGAUAAAUUUGGUUUUUUCUGAAAAAUAUGAAGGUUAAUAUUGUGGGUAAUAUAAAAUUUGAGUUUUAGGAAAACUUGAAGAAGUUAUGAAAGUUUAUUGACUUUAUUUUGAAAUUAAGGGUUUUUCGAAGAUUUAUUUUGUAUUUUAUAGCUAGAUUUGUACGGUUUCUUACUGUAAAUUUGAUUUUUUCUUAAAGCGUUUUAUAUAGAUCAUGAAUAAUAUAAAACUUCAUUUUUCUGCUAAGCUUUAGGGAUUUCUUUAGAUUACUUGGUAUUAUCUCGUAACAGAGACAUUUUUUCACAAUGUAUAUCAAUCUCAUACCUCAACCUUGCCAAUUUUACCAUAAUUUCAAUAUUUUUCAGAUUACACUGCUCUUUUUGGUGUGAAUACCAAAAGUCUGGCAGUGCAUGGGAAUGUUGACUUUGACCUGGAGCAUUUUAAAAGUUUUGUGCCGAAUGAAAUAGUAGAACGAUUCGAGUAUUAUGCACCGAUGAGUAUUUAUGACGCAGCCCCAUUGAUAAAGAACUGGAGCGAAUUCUUUCCAAAACUGAUGUGGCUGAAGAUCAAUGUGCAAUAUACGUUUCCUUUGUUUAAGGUGGGUAAUAUUUGGGUUGGGUUGGAGCCUGAAGGCGUUUUCAGUGCGAAAAAGGGUGGUUUUAACUGACGUUUUUUGAAUUAAAAUUUUAGGUAACAAUUAUCGGAUUUUUAGGCUAAAAACAUGACUUUAGGUAACAUUUUUUGUUUUUUAGUCACAAAAGCUGAUUUUAGGUAACAUUUUUGCUUGUUUUAUCUAAAAAUGUUACUUUAACUAACAUUUUUCUCUUUGUUUGGUCAAAAAGGAGGAUUUUAGGUAACAUUUUUUGAGUUUUUUGAUCAAUAAAGCUCACUUUAGGUAACAUUUGUGCUUGUUUUAUCUAAAAAUGUUACUUUAACUAACAUUUUUAUCUUUGUUUGGUCAAGACAGAUGAUAUUAGGUAGCGUUUUACUUUAUUUUAGCCAAAACUUUAUAUUUCAUAGCCUGAUUUUUUACUUUUUUUGAUUAAUUUUGACUUUUCCAGAACAAACACGAGCUCUUACGAAACUUAUUUUGCCAUCUUCAAUUUUUCGAGGUCUAUGAAGAAUACCUGGACGACUUUGAAAUUCCAGAAUCCGAAAUUAACGAAACGAUAGUUGCUCAAACAUGCGAUUACGAAGGCGGUAUCGAGCAAAUUGUGAUGGAUCUCAGCUUUCAAUACGGAAAAGAUGUCAUCACCGAAGGCUUCAGCACUAGAGGAAUGACCACGUACGGUGAGGAUGAAACCAGAGCCAGUGGAGAGUACGUGAUUAUCAACUUUGACAACAAUGACAUGCAGAGAAGACGGGUCGCGAGCAUUACGAUUUGGGUCUUGGAUGAUGAGGAAUACAUAUUAUAA